AUGGCUAAUAUCUCACCUGAAGUCCGUAAUUAUUUCAAACUAGAUCUUCUACUACGACGUUUACCAGAUCCAGUUCGUGAACUAUUUAAAAAUCGCUAUUCUCAAUAUAACGGAGGUCAAUUGUGGGAUAGCACAUCCGUGUGUGGAACAAAUUUUUUUGAUAAUGUCAUCAAAAAAAGUAAAGACAUAAGCUUAACGAAAACACAAAAAGCAUCGAUAGAUGUUUUUCUCAAUGAAAUUCGUAAACGAUUGCAAGAAGUGAUUCGUACGUACGAAAGAGCUUCUAUCGAUAGGUCUGAUGAAGUCGAAGAGAUCGAUGCACAAAAUCAGAAAGCGUUGGCUUUUAUUGAAUCAGUGAAUGGAUUCUACAUCAAAAUACUCGAUAGAUGUUUGCAACCGAUACAACGUGGAAUGAUUGAAUUAUUUCCACAGCUGUGUGAUCUUGAAAAUAUCGUUGCUCACGACGAAAACCUUCAAGCUCGUUUAUCACUCAGUCGAACAAGCAUUACUACUUUGCAUCUACAAAUUCCGUUUCUUGAAGCAUUUAUUGACCAGAUCGAAUAUACGUGUAAAAGUAACAAGUGGCAUACACGUCGCUCAGCUCUUGAAUUUGCUCAGUAUUUGAUCUUCAAUAAUCUAUUCAAUGCUCGAUCCUUUGCAGCACGCAUUCGUAACCUUGUGUUUCAACAUCUCUCCGAUGAACAGCUCGAAGUGCGAUCAGUUGCUUCGAUUACUCUCGCAGGUUUUUACCAGUGCAGUUUGAUUCCAAUCACCAAAAAAGAUAGAGAAUAUUUUCAUCGGAUGAGUAAAACGAACUAUCUGACUAAAGUUGACGGUGAAAAAAUCACAUCAACACAGAACAUCAUCAAGCGACAUGGUGGUGUUCUCGGUCUAUGUGCUAUGGUUCUUUCAAGUCCGUAUGAUAUUCCUGAGCAUGUUCCGGAUGCUCUAAUGGAUUUGUGUGAGCACUUACACGACCCAAUUCUUAUCCGAGAAUCAGUGAAAUAUGCUCUAUCGGAAUUUCGUCGUACACAUCAUAAUUCCUGGCACGAACAUCGCGCGAAAUUCACUGAAGAUCAGCUUAUCAUUCUCACUGACGUUCUCAUUUCCCCCAGUUACUAUGCUUGA
Adineta ricciae is the source of this 1128-nucleotide messenger RNA. The record is from the annotation of a GenBank genome assembly. NCBI's taxonomy places the organism in Eukaryota, Metazoa, Rotifera, Eurotatoria, Adinetida, Adinetidae.